UAUUAUCAUCAUCUUGACAUGGGCGAGAAUAUUGGUUCUCAUUUACUUGUAUCCCAGUCGAGACCAUGGUUGGGGGAUUCACCCGCAACUUCCUACAAAACACAAAUUCUACCUCAUUUGCGAGUCAUAAGCAAGAAUACCUCCCUUAUUUACGUUGUGCUUUUUUCUCCUAAGACACCUACCCGUCUCUCCUCAAAUCAUUCAGCGAUAGUCGCCUCCCGAAAUGUCACUGCGUAAACUUUUCAGAAGAUUGAGAUGCUCGAAACAGAAAAAGAAAGUGAACGAUGAGACCUUCAAAGAAGCACGGAAGGAGAUCCUAGUUGGCCUUCGAGAGAUACACCGGUCUGUGAGGCUUUCGCCGUUGACCAGUCUCACCAACGACCAAGCUGCCGACUAUAAUAUCAACUGCGUUGAGCUCACACUUCGCACUGAUGGAGGCUCCUCGGCUACUGCACAGACUUAUUUCAAGCCUUGGACCUUGGAAAAGCUCGAGCAGUUUCCCCUUAACCUUGACGACCCGGAUACUAAAAGCAGCGUCCGAGUCAAUGAGGCGUGCUUCGCAGACCUCGAUGAAGAGAGGUCGCGUGAAUCGACCGGCGAGCUUGAUCCGGAAAGUGACGACUCUGGGCUUCUCCUGUCCAGUGUGUUCCUCUGUCAAUUUACAUGGCACGCAAGGAGAACCACAGGGGUCGGAGCUACGCUCGAUGAUCUGUCAGGCUGGUUCGGAAGGUCCUUCAAUAAUACCAUAAUCAAGGAACGUUAUAUGAAUAUGGCUAUGUUCACAGACCCUGGUAGUGAUCCUCUGGCCUCACCACCUCUCAGCUUUGAAGAUGCUUGGUAUCCGAACCUGCCCGAGGGCCAGGAACUUCCUCACAUAAAUCUGAUUGUAACUCAUGAAGGAGUGUGCGAUAAUAACAUCCUCCGUUCUGAGCUGCUUGUUUUACUUGGCGUCAUGAGGACCCGGCUUGGGAGGGUAGCGCUACGAGACCACGUUGUGGCUCCGGUUCUCUUGACAUCGUGCACAAACAACCUGAAGGCGAGAAUCCUGAUCGCUUACUUCGAUGGCAAGAAGUUGGUGGUGUUGAAGAGUGCUCUCCACGAUUUCUAUACUCCGGAGGCAAGGGAGAGGAAUAUCGCGCUUUUCCUAUUAUAUAUGUGCAGUCAGGCUGUAGGGAAUACCAAGGCGCUGCCAGUACCGAUGGCCAUGGAGGAGCACGCUACUGAGUAA
Aspergillus vadensis CBS 113365 is the source of this 1228-nucleotide messenger RNA. RefSeq lists its product as uncharacterized. The transcript has 3 exons. Bases 224 to 1228 code for a protein of 334 amino acids. Lineage: Eukaryota; Fungi; Ascomycota; Eurotiomycetes; Eurotiales; Aspergillaceae. The record is from RefSeq and is a predicted model, not a curated record.